Molecule: messenger RNA, 963 nt
Organism: Hyphopichia burtonii NRRL Y-1933
Lineage: Eukaryota; Fungi; Ascomycota; Pichiomycetes; Serinales; Debaryomycetaceae
Product: 5'/3'-nucleotidase SurE
Exons: 1
Coding region: 1-963 (320 amino acids)
Molecular function (GO): nucleotidase activity
Source: RefSeq, a predicted model, not a curated record
AUGUUGAGUAAACUAAUAAUAUUUAUAUUGUUGAUAGCUCAAGUCUUUGCCAAAACAAUCCUUCUUACUAAUGACGAUUCUUGGGCGUCAACAUAUAUAAGAGCAGCUUACCGAGACUUGAAAAAAGCCGGAUAUGAUGUUAUAAUGGUGGCCCCAGUAAGACAACAAACUGGUAAUGGAGGUAGUUUCCAAGUUCCUAAAUCGAAAACAUUGGAAAAAGAUGGUGAAUUUGGGUACGUUAAAAAAGGAGCUCCAUCCUGGGAUCAUGACGCUGAUGAUUCAAAUAUUUAUUAUUUUGAUGGUACUACUUCUGCAUGCGUUGCAUUUGCACUUAAUUAUCUUAUACCCGAGAAAUUUGACAAUGUUAAGGUUGAUUUAACCAUCAGUGGGCCAAAUGAAGGUCCAGGGAUUCUGAGUGGGUUCUUCACUUAUAGUUCAACUACUUCUGGUGCAUAUUUUUCUGUCUAUAAUGGUAUUCCAGCCAUAUCAUUUGGUGGAUCUGAUUUAAAUAACACUUUUUUCAAAGAUGAUUUAAAUAAUGAUAAAUUAUUACCAGCAAAUAUCUAUUCUUCCAAAAUAGUGGAAUUGGUUGAUCUUAUAUUAGCUAAAGAUGCCGCUAAAAUCCCCAACACCGUUGGUUUAAACGUUAACUUUCCUCAAGUUUCAACUUUAUCGGAUAAAAAUUGUACUGAUCCAACAUGGAUGAAAACCAGAAUCUUAGGUAAAGGUGUUUUGGUACCAAGUAUGUCAUAUAACAAAAAAACCGAAUUAUACGAGGUUGGAUACGAUUACUUAGAUAAUAAACAAAAAGACUGUGAAGAUGGUGAUUGUAAUUUACCUUCAGAAUAUUCAGUGUUUUUCGCUAAAAACUGUACUUCGACAGUCAGUGUAUUCAGCAUAGACUACGAUGCUAGUCUAAGUCAAUCAAACAAAGUACAUAGUAUAAUUGGUGAUCUCUUUUAA